This is a messenger RNA of Thelazia callipaeda (thelaziosis nematode), 453 nucleotides long. Lineage: Eukaryota; Metazoa; Nematoda; Chromadorea; Rhabditida; Thelaziidae. The record is from the annotation of a GenBank genome assembly.
AUGAAACCUAUUGUAACUGCAGCAGUGAGUACCAAAACCGUGACACGUAAUGUAACUGCAGCAGUAAGUACCAAAACGGUGACACGUAAUUUAACUGCAGCAGUGAGUACCAAAACGGUGACACGUAAUGUAACUGCUGUAGUGAGUACCAAAACGGUGACACCUAAUGUAACUGCAGCAGUAAGUACCAAAACGGUGACACCUAAUGUAACUGCAGCAGUGAGUACCAAAACGGUGACACGUAAUGUAACUGCAGCAGUAAGUACCAAAACGGUGACACCUAAUGUAACUGCAGCAGUAAGUAUCAAAGUGGUGAUACCUGAUGUAACUGCAGCAGUAGGUAUCAAAGCGGUGACACCUGAUGUAACUGCAGCAACAAGUACCGAAACGAUGGCAGCUAGUGUAACUGUCGCAACGAGCGGUAGUACAACGAAAUCGGUUUGUAUUUACUAA